AUGUUUUUUCUUUGCUCCAAAGAAUUAAUUGAAAUGUCUUCAAUAUAUCCCAGGAAAGCUACGAAUCCAUUAUCUAAUGAUCAUGUAUUUAGACGGGCAAGACUUUUUGAACCAACACUCGAUGUAACGCAUUCAGACAUAACCGUCGAUGGGGAAGCCAAACUAUCCCUACCCUCUCUUUUAUUCGAAGAUGAAUCAGAAUGGCCCAUAUCGCCGAUCGGUUCCAUCUGCAAACUAGCAUCUGAUCGGGAGUGUAUUUCUUCUCAUUCUCGUUCAAAUGACUUAUUGGCCAGUGAAAUUCCUCACUUUUGCUGUGAUUCGAAUCAAUUUAAUACAACUUCCAACUUUUCGAGAUCGUUUGUAAGAAAGAAAUUACCAUGGAAAAAACCGACUGAUCCUAUAAUUUUCCCCUUAAGCGCCUCAGAACUGGACCCCAAUCCAACGCCUGGAGUUAGAAGAUCCAAGAGACCUCGACCAUGUGUUCAUCCUGGACUUGUUAAUCUCUACGAGGAUCGAUUCGAUCCUGAGACCAAAUUUUGGUACCGAGGCAUCUAUGCUCGUGCAUUAUUUCCUAGUCCCCGAGAGAUUAAACGUCGACAACGGUUGUAUAAUCGCAUACAAGCAGGUGUCUAUUCUAAUUUUAAUUAUACUCUAUGCUUUUUACUUGUCGAGCUGAAAAUGGCGCAAGCCUCAUAUGUCAUCGUUUAUGGAACCACAAUUCUUAUGAUUUAUUUUGUAUGGUAG
Protopolystoma xenopodis is the source of this 744-nucleotide messenger RNA. The record is from the annotation of a GenBank genome assembly. Lineage: Eukaryota; Metazoa; Platyhelminthes; Monogenea; Polystomatidea; Polystomatidae.